This is a messenger RNA of Canariomyces notabilis, 1478 nucleotides long. RefSeq lists its product as uncharacterized. NCBI's taxonomy places the organism in Eukaryota, Fungi, Ascomycota, Sordariomycetes, Sordariales, Chaetomiaceae. The record is from RefSeq and is a predicted model, not a curated record. The transcript has a single exon. Bases 283 to 1281 code for a protein of 332 amino acids. Gene Ontology annotation, biological process: proteolysis. Gene Ontology annotation, molecular function: glutamic-type endopeptidase activity.
GAUCGAUGCUUACUCUGGGUUGUAUUAUUACCUUAUAUAUGGGGAGGAUCGCCUUGGUUUGCAGUUUGCCCCUUCCUUGGCCGUUUGGUCAUUCAUUCAUUCUUUAGGUUCGGUUCAAGAUUGAUCUCCCUGGACUCCUGGAGUGUGUUCAUACUCAUACAAAUGCUCACGGACUUUCCCAAUUGACGAUAAUCAUAAUUCGCACCAUCUCUGCUCCGAUCACACCUAAGGUCUCACUUACACCAGAUCCCCCAACAGCACCUCGAAAAUCAAGAAGCCACCAUGAAGCCCGCAACGCUCCUAACAACCCUCCUCCUCACUUGCUCAACCUCAACCUCCACAACCCUCGCAGCCACCCUACCCAACUCGCCCACUAUCACACUAAAACGACCCUCCCGUGUCCUGCAAAACCGUGCAGCAGCAGCAGCAGCAGAUCCAGAGUCCACCCUCGCGGGCGCAAUCCUCACCCUGCCCCCUCUCCUCAGCACCAACACCAGCACCAGUAAUGUUAGUGCAACAACAACAACCGUCCGCGGCACCUUCCGCAUCCCCCGCGCCGAACCGCCCAACUCCGGCCCGACAGGCAACAACCCCGUGGGCAAGUACGGCGCGGCGUUUUGGAUCGGGCUAAGACCACUCCCUGCCGCCGAGUGUAGUACUAGCAACACUACUACUGCUGCUGCUCCUACUACGAAAAGUCUCACCCCGAUCCUGCGGGCCGGGGUGGAUAUUGUCUGGGACGGCACGCUGGACGGGCAACAGACGCCGUUUGCGUGGCGGGAUUUUGCGGGGUCGGGUGGGGACCGGGGAGGGCUGGAAGGGUGGUCCGCGUUGAGGGUGUCGGCGGGGGAUGUGGUGAGGGUGACGCUUUCAGUUCAAAUACAGCAAGGGAUAGAGGCGGAGGCUGCGGUGGUGAUGGAGAAUUUUGGCCCUACGGAACCUGAACUUGAGGACGGGGAGGGGGUUCCGUUGCAAAAGGUUGAGGCGACCAAGGCCCUGCCCGGCUGGGGGGCGGCAGGGUGUGCCCAGGCCGCGUGGGUGGUGGAGGAUUUUCCGCUGCCCGGCCGGCCUGAGUUUCCUAUUGCGUUGGCCAAUUUUACGAGUGUUAGCUUUGACCAGGCCGCGGUGCAGCUUGGGGAUGGGACGGUGAGGAAUGUAACGGGAGCCGGGGUGGAGGUGUUGGAUAUCAGGCUUGAUGCGCAGGGCGGGAGGUUGACGAGGUGUGAGCUGCUGGAAGCGCGGGGCGGGUUGACGUGUAGGCGGGUCGUGGGGGAUGCUUGAUAUGAACUUGAUGAAACCAAAGCAUAUGGGUUACAGAUACAAUGAAGGUUAAUGCUAAUCUUAAAGGAUAAAGGGCGGGAUGGUUUGGCUGGCAUUCGAGGUUGGUUGGUGGCAUUGGAAUGGAUUGCUCUAUCGGUCGUCUAGAAUAAUACUUCUACUAGUACCUUAAUCUCAGUAGUAAUACGUUGCCCCUAAUC